Molecule: messenger RNA, 507 nt
Organism: Marasmius oreades (fairy-ring Marasmius)
Lineage: Eukaryota; Fungi; Basidiomycota; Agaricomycetes; Agaricales; Marasmiaceae
Exons: 6
Coding region: 1-507 (168 amino acids)
Source: RefSeq, a predicted model, not a curated record
AUGGUUAAGGUUUUCUUCGACUUGGACGACAUCUUAAAAAAUCAACCCGAAGUCGACCAAGAAACGAGAACAGCGAUUGAAGAGAUCACUCCUUCAAGUUACGAUGACUAUAACGACUCGAGGGUCUAUAUUCCAUCGAUGGUGGAACAAAGCCGUCACGAGUACCUAGGGGCGAAGGAUGAUCCCGAACAUUUGGCUCAAUGGCAAGCCAAACGAAAUCAGGAGUUUAUUGAACUCAAUCAGUGCUGCAAGUGGCAGAAAAACUUAGCAAAAAAUAGGCGUGGACUUAUUGAUAACAGAUUGGGGUAUCCACCGUUGGACGGAACACAAAUGCUGGAUGACGAAUUUACCAAGGAAUCGGAAUUAUACGUACUUAAACCAUUUGCCGGAGAAGAUUGGGACGAGAUGGAGAUGGAUCUCGUGCGAAUCUGUAAGGGGAUCCAAGUCGAACGUUUCAAGGGAUGGAGGGGAACGGAAGUACAACGACCGAAACUACGACCUAUUUAA